Molecule: messenger RNA, 2836 nt
Organism: Helianthus annuus (common sunflower)
Lineage: Eukaryota; Viridiplantae; Streptophyta; Magnoliopsida; Asterales; Asteraceae
Exons: 2
Coding region: 281-2587 (768 amino acids)
Source: RefSeq, a predicted model, not a curated record
CGGUUUCUUUAAUUUAUGUAUCAGCUUUAGGGAAGGCAUGAUUCAUGUGUCUCCGGUAAUAUAUUUAGUCACCGUCCGUAAAUCCAUUUUUGUUUCUAUAUAGCUAUUAUGUAUGCAGGUUUCAAAUACAACAACUAUAAUAUAUUGUCAAGUCUAUCUAAACACGAAAUCCAAUCCUAAGCAGUAAGCACUGCCCGCAUUUUUUCCACCCUAGAUCUUGUUAGACCCAACUUAAGCUUAUCUCCGUCAAAUCAAUUCAUCAGUGUCUUUCCCUGGAGUUAUGGGCUACAACUCAACAGAUGGUUACCUAAAAAUUUUGGAUGAACUCAUCGAUGAAUAUUACCUUCCUGCAAACAUGAUAAAUAAGCUGAUGGGUUACAUGAAGUCCAUAUACCGAUCAGAUCUGCAAAAUAAUUACAGCGCACCCAUGUUAUGGAUUGGGAUGUAUAUUGCCUUAGCAUCUUUGGUUUGCAUCCUUGCCAUGGUAGCUGAUUUGUUACAUGGAUUACGUAGCCGAAGGCUAUGGUUUCCGUGUAGAUAUUUUAAACUUAAUGCUGCUUUUCUCGCUGUCAUAUCUGUGGCAAUGAAGUUACCUGUGGAUCUAAGUGGUUCCAUGCCUGGUGAUGUGGACCAAGUGGCAAAGCUCGGAAGCAUGGCUUUUAUGUGCACCAUCAUGGCUAAUUUAUUGCCUUGUUUAGCAACCAUGGGCAGCAAUGAACUUUUGUCAAACGUCACAGGUUUGUGUAUUUUUGUAAUCACUAUGGUUGUUAAUGUUUGCAUCCAAAUAUCAACUGGGGUUGUAUCCUACAAGGAAGAUGCCAAAGUAAUUCAGAAGGUUUCACCUAAUUAUGAUAUUAAAAUAAGUAAACAUCGCAAUACUGUGCUAGCCUCCAUUUAUGUGGCUUUGUCACUUGUGUUGUUGAUGGUACAUGUAUGUUCAUCUUUAGCGAUUUUAAAAUCCAAAAAGAUUAUAGAAUCAAAAUACCAACAACGUCAUGAGAGAGCUUCAAAAAAGAUUCAACCAUCACCAGGAGAAUUGUUAAUGGUUGAGAAGCUACAAGAGUAUGUGAGAAACCACUGGAUCAUGGCAGGAAGCGGCAGCCCCCAAUUCAUAACCGCCUGCUUUCGUACGACAUCUGCUUCUGGGGUAAUAUGUGUUUUAGUCACUAUCUUACACACACUUACUAUGUCUUGGACUAUUGAAGCUAUUUUUACCAAGGAUUGUGAUUCGGAUUAUGGUUGGUCCAUGAUAGCAAUUCUUAUAGUACAGUUUAUCGGUGUCGUGAUUGGUACAAUUGCACCAUUUUCUAGAUGUUUUGCAACCUUAAGCUUUAAAGUGUCCUUCAAAAUCAUUUCAAAUCAUUUUAAGGUCUUUGAAGUAGAAAGCUACUGGACUAGCAAGUUAUAUUCUUGGAAACGUGCUAGUAUAAAACUCCCGAUUCGUAGCCACAACCUCAAGGUGGUCGUCGAGGCUUUGAAAAGGCUAGUUCUAAUCUUUUGUAUAGAGCUACAGGAGGGAGUUGUGGUGGUAUGCAAGAUAAUAGCCUUGAUUCCGUUUGUCUUUAUGAUAUGUCUCUUGUAUUCUUUCCGUUUUUUGAAGUGGUUACCAAAAGCAAUGAUUAUUUCAUUGGGAGAAAACACUACAGAAAGAAACAAAGAUCUUCGUCCAUAUGUUUUGUGUCUUGAAGAUGAGAUGGAGCUUGGUGAAAGAACACUGGAAAGCCUUUCCAAAUCUGUUAACGAAAUGAUCCAAAAGGGUGAAAAGAGGCAACCUGAAAAUCUCAAUCUCAGAGAGUUAAUUCAAGGAAUAUCAAAUAGUGGUUUCCAAGGACUUGCAAAGUUUGACCACAUUGAUCCCAAUCGUGUUCCAUCUUUAGGAUCAACGGUACAAUAUCAUGAUAGUUGGAGCUUACCGGUGGUAACCCUAACAACCAUCGCCGUUUCUCUUCGACAGAAUGAAGGUGAAAGCUUGUUCAAAAGUGUGAGGGAAGGUCUAGUAUAUGUCAACAUUGUAGAAGAAUGCCUCAAUGUUACUAAUGACCAUGUCAGCAUUCGAAAAGAAGCUGAAACUUUGUGGAAAGAAGUUGAGGUGGAGCACAAAUGGUUAGGACACAAGUUUCAAGACCUUCCUCCUCAUGUGAAAACAGCUCGACAGAUUGUUGAAUGGUUCAGGGAUACAACUAAAACCAUAGAUCACGAAGACGGAAGUAAUGGAGAAAAAAAUGAUGAUUCCAGACACAGGUCUAUCUGUGCCAACUCAAUGUAUCAUAUAACCAAGACAAUGCUAAUCGACAAUGAAAACAUUGAGAAUGUCAGCCACGAACAACUAUUCAAAGAUAUAUCUUCAACGAUCGCUGACAUAAUAGCCGCUUGUCUCACUAACUUACCACAAGUCAUAACAAUGAAAUGCCACACUGGUGAGAUAGAGAAAAGGGAGGCUGGUGUAAAAGACGCAGCCCUGCUUCUAGGUGAGACUAAAGAAAUAAUCGAUACCCUUUAUAAAGAUGGCGAUAAUAAUAUUCCAUGCAUGAAUCCAAGUGACUUGCCAUUUAUCAGCAAUUGGCGUGCCCAUUUAAGAAAUCCCUAAUUCCCCAUGAAACCUUUCGGUUCUUCAAGUAAUGAAGAUGAUCGAAUAAGUUCCUUCAAGAAGUUAAUUUGCACGAUCUAGCUAUUAGCCUCCAGAAAGUAUUUUGACUUGCUGGUAAAUUGUUUUCAUUUGUGUGUGUAUAUAUGUUUGUGCGGUUUUGAGGAAUAUUUGGACACCUUUGUAUUCUGUUCUUACUCCCCAUUAGUGUUUAUGCUAUCUUAUUAAAAUGGUUGCACCUAUCUUGGGUUU